CGGUCAUCGCCAGAACAGAGAGGAUUUGGUAGAAAUAUCUGGCAACCGCGGCCAGAAACGAAACCAAACCGGACCGUAAAAGGCUCACAUAACGGGCCAACACUGGGCUCGGGUGUCAGUUUGCUUUAGGUAAUAAUUAACCCAGGCCAAAGACGGAUACGAGCUGGAACGCCCGGCUGAGUCACUCUGCACCAGAAACACAAGUGAGAAGAGACCACCAUGAGCUUCAGGCUGUUUGAGGAGAAACACCACGCUUCCCUCUACCAGCAGUACCGCUUAACUCCAGCAAAUGAGCUGAACGAGCUGAUUCUGCAGUACCUGGACAAAAAGAAAGGACCUCCUCAUGAGCUGGCGGUGGACCUGGGGUGUGGAACAGGACAGCACACUCGUCUGCUGUCCCCUCACUUCCAGAAGGUGGUGGGGAUUGACGUCAGCGAGUGCCAGGUGGAGGAGGCCAGAGCUGUGCCGGGGUUCACCAACGUCACCUACAGAGCCGGUCCGGCAGAGGUGCUGCCGUUCCCUGAUGACUCAGUGGAUUUGCUGACCGCAGCCUCUGCUGCCCAUUGGUUCGAUGCCAAACGUUUCCUCAAGGAGGCCGCCCGUGUGCUGAAGCCUCGCGGCUGCAUGGCUCUCUUCGGCUACGCAGAUAAUUUUAAACUGCACUAUGGUUCCUGUGGAGAUCGACUCAGCAACAUCUAUGAGGAGCUGAAGAAGUUUCUCCUGCCAUACACUAGCAGUCAGGUGGCAGUGUCCAACAGUAAACUGCAGGAUUUAUAUGAAGCCAUACCCUUCCCUGAUAGGGAGAGGAUUGAAGUCAUUCCAGUGAAGGAGGAGGUGACUGUCAAGAACCUAGUUGGUCUUUUGGAGACUUACUCCACCUACCAGGCCUACCACAGGGCUGAUCCCCAAGCUGCAGCUGCUCUGUCAGAGUCAACAAUGACAAGGUUUCUUGAGGAGAUGGGUGUCUCGUCGCCUGAAACCAAGCUAGAGAUCAGACUGGAGUACUUCUGUGUGCUGGCAUGUAAACCACAAUAACAGAGCAUUUUUUGUAGUGGCCAGUGUUGUGUAGUGGGCAACAUCACUGAGCUCCACUCAGUAGACUGGGGGUUCAAUGCCCUGCCUAGGCAGGAACACCAGUAAGAGUCCUUGGGCAAGACUCCUAAUGCUACAUUUGCCUCUGUAACAGUUUAAGUUGCUUGCACUAAAUGCAUAAAAUAUGCACAGUCCCACUUUGAGACAGAGUUCGAGUUCAUUUACUCUAAAGUACUGUAAAAGUUUAAAGGUUCCCUUGAUCGUAGUUUCCAAAUAAUGAUUUACAUCUUGUUUUUCGAGUCAGUUCUCCAUGCUUAGAAUUUUUUUAGUCAUCUAUACUCUUUUAAAAAUGGUUCUUCAGUAAAGACAGUGGUUCUAUAUAGAACCAUGCACACUUGCAUGAUUAAAUGGUUGAACACUUGCAUGGAAUUCUAAACAGAACCUUUUUGAAAAUGGUUCUGUAAAGGACCAAAAGGGGUUUUGCUAGCCUUGUUCAGAUAUUGUAUACAAUAGAAUAACCUUUUCGGUAAUAUGUAGAACCUUAUACAACACAUUCUCCAUCAGUCUUUAGAACCAUUUCACCAUCCAAAAAAAACAUGUAACCAUGCAAAUGGGUCUUUGAGUGUUCAUGGUUCUAUAAAGAACCAUUGUCUUCACUAUACAACCCUUGAAGAACCAUCUUUUUUAAGAGUGUAGGCAUGAAAAUUGCUUAAAAAUUUUGAGGCAGUACAUGUAUUUUUGCUAGUCAAAACACUUUUUGCCAUUAGAAUAAACACAAAUAAACAUAAAUGCAGUAAAAAGCGACGUUUUGUUGUUUUUAAAGACGUUAUUGAUAUGUUGGUUUGAAGAACGCAGGUUUGGUUCCUCUUCUCCUCAAUGAAGCUCCAGCUAUGGCUGGAUUUAUUUGAUUCCAUGAGCAGCACCUGUUUUACUUUAAUGAAGUAUUGAUUAGAUAAACUUGGUAUUGGCUGGUAACUGUAAAUGCUGGACUUCCUUGAGAAGAGCUUUGGAAAUGGUUAAGAUGACUCACUCGCAUACAGAACAAUCACAAUGGAUUGUUUAUUUGUAUUUCAUUUGUAUGUCUUUACAUCUCAUUUUCUCAGAUGCCCAAGACUACGGACCAAUCCCAUUUCAUAUUUUUACCCCUACCCCUUGUUUCUGAGUGUCACAUUGCCUCUUGAAACUGAGUUACAAGGGGUAGUGGUUGAAAUCUUCCUCUAUGAAAUGAGACCCUCAAAUAAAAAGAGCAUCACUUCAUUAACAGCUACUAGCGCUGCUCUGUAGGCGACGCUGCCAGUCU
Molecule: messenger RNA, 2332 nt
Organism: Colossoma macropomum (tambaqui)
Lineage: Eukaryota; Metazoa; Chordata; Actinopteri; Characiformes; Serrasalmidae
Exons: 7
Coding region: 220-1035 (271 amino acids)
Molecular function (GO): S-adenosylmethionine-dependent methyltransferase activity
Source: RefSeq, a predicted model, not a curated record